Messenger RNA from Cydia splendana, 6219 nucleotides. RefSeq lists its product as uncharacterized. The transcript is spliced from 10 exons. Bases 329 to 2158 code for a protein of 609 amino acids. Gene Ontology annotation, molecular function: protein binding; zinc ion binding. Lineage: Eukaryota; Metazoa; Arthropoda; Insecta; Lepidoptera; Tortricidae. The record is from RefSeq and is a predicted model, not a curated record.
UUCAUUUCAUUCACCAUCAUUGAAAAAAAAAUCUAGUUCUGUUCUGUCACGAAAUUGUAUUUAUUUAAUUUUAGCCAAUGUGUUACAUUACUUUUGUUGCUUUAUAAUAAUAGAUUUAUAAUUAAAUUUCAAUUGUUUAGCGUUUAUUAACUGUGCUGGUUAUAUAAUAACAACGAUAAACAUGUUCUAUGUGUGUUUGUAAUCGGCCACAUAGUUUACUUCGACGCAGCACGAUUGUCCCAGUCUGGCCAUUAGUGAUAUUUUUCACGGUGUUCCGUGUCCCGCGAUGUGGUUUAGAUAGUAAAUAAUAAAGUGGUACGCGUGUGAAAUGUCCCAACAUGGAUGCCCAGAGAGACUGUCGAAUAGAUCGAAGGGUUUCCCGGAUGAGAGCGCUGGGCAGGCCACGAUGGAAGUGCUGGUGGAGACCCUGACGGGCACCGCGUUCGAGAUGACGGUGUCGCCCUCCGACACUAUCUUCGCGAUCAAGUCGAAGAUCUUCAGGGUGGAGGGCAUCCCAGUCUCCCAACAGCACCUAGUCUACAACCUGAAAGAGUUAGAAGACGCGGCCUCGCUCCGCGCGCUCGGCAUAUCGGACGGCGCUCGCCUGCGUCUCGUAUUAGGCAUGCGAGGCGGCCCCAUAUCUACGCGCCGUCUACCCCCACCCCCCACUGAGCCGUGGAGGGAUAUCGAGCGACUGUUAGACUCGAACAGAGAUGAAGCCUGGUCCCACAGCGGUGCAGGAUGCAAAGUCACCGUACUGGUGUUCCGAGACGGCGAGCGCGUCAACAUGCUCCGCGUGCGGGAGAACAGGGACGGCUCCAUACAACACCGAGACCACGACUAUGCGUCACCCCUUUGUCACUCCACGGAGCCAACAGCAAGAGACACCGCAACAGGCGGCGCGCGUGACAAUGCCGUCACUAUGAACAAGAUGAUGGAACUCCGGAGACGGAUGGAGACCCUCUCCGUACGGCGACGUGCAGACUCCAAAGCGGAAAUCCAAAAGACCCGCUCCGAAGAAACUCUAUCCGUCCCCUCUCUCCUCGACGACGGCGCCUACCGCGCCUGCACGCCCGCCCUCUACGACGACUUUCGCGACGGACGACUGUUUGACGAUUGUCGCGACGGGAGGCUGUUCGACGAUUGUCGCGACGGACGAUUGUUUGACGAUUGUCCGAGGGAUGUAAGACUUUACGAAGAUUGUCCAAGAGAAGGGCGGUUGUACGAAGAUUGUCCGCGGGACGGCCGGUAUACGAGGCUGGAUCUUGACUGUGCCUUUGAUCGUUACACGCUGCUACCGCCUAUAGGCAGCAGAACAGAUUCCGACCAAUCCGUCGACAGGAUCCAAGAGGUCGACAGCGAGCGUCUCAUGUCCGACGCUCUCGCCGGCUCCAUACUUGUGAAGAGGAGGGACAGAGAGGAAGAGGCUAUACUGGAGGAGUGUCUAGAGGGUGUCGAGAGUUUGAGGGACUCUCCGCAGCUGGCUGCCGGGGAUCUUGCGCCUAUACCUGCGGCUGAAUAUGGUCCGCUGGUGGGCGGCGGGUGGCGCGCGCGGCCGUUCGGGUCGCACGGGCAGCUGGCGCCGCCCCCCCUCCCCCUCCCCCCCCUCGCGCCGCUCGGCGCCGCCGCGCACUCCGCCUCGUCGCUGCAGCUGCAGCCGCACCCGCCGCUCGAGGACGCGCUGUUCAGCUCCUCCACCAGCGACCUGGAGACCUUGACGAGGAACAGGAUGCUCCCGCUCAGCAGGCACCGAAAUCGCGAGCACCUGCACCUGAGCGACGAGGGCCUCGACGUGUCGCACCGGCCGCGCAACCUCGAGGUGGGCAGCGAGCGGCGACAGAGAAGGAUCAAGAAGAUCGCAGAGCUGGAGAACUCUAGACUGUUCCGGUUUGGGGACUCGUUUGAGGACGUCGUGCAGGAGGUGGAGAAGGAGCCAGAAAAGAAGGAAAUUAAGAAGAUAGCCAGGAUACGGUGUGGAUUCUGCAAGAAGCGGCUCAGCAUCGCUACCGUGCACAAGUGUCGCUGCGGGGCCGAGUUCUGCGCCCCGCACCGGUAUGCUGAGGUGCACGGGUGCCUGUACGACUACAAGGCCAACGCGCACCAGUACCUGCAGCGCGCCAACCCGCUCGUGUCCGCGCCCAAGCUGCCCAAGAUAUAGCCCGCACCCCUCCACCUCCACCCCCGGGACAUGUGUCCACACACGACCACUCCAUGUAUACAAGGAAUUACUUUACCACUUCUACCACGUAUCUCGUCAUAGUGACCAUCGAUAUGAAAGCUAAUCUCAUAUUAUAGUCACUGUGUUAAGGUAAUAAGUGGCAUAGAAAAAAAUUGCACGUACAGUCCGCUAAAGAAGCAGGUAUCUGAUUAAUAGUCUAUUCUGUUUGAAUCUUAAAAGGAAUGUAAAUUCCAUACAUACAUUUUAUAUCUAUAAAAAUAUUGGCCGAAUGACUUCACCGAAGUUUCCAAAUCAAAUAUAACAAUGAUCCCAUUAUACAAUAAUAAAAAUGUUAAAUACUAAAAAUUAAUUUUCGCGACGCAGUUUUGGAAACCGCCAAAAUAUCAUACCCUUAUUUUUUACCUAUGAAAAAUCGAGUAAUAAACUAAAAAGCACAAUGUAAAUAUUAUUACACUAGUAACACUAGUCAAAGAAAUUUGAACCUUAUCCAGUGCCGUAACCAGGCGUGGCUCACUCCGAGAUUUCGUCGCUUUGCUACAGGUAGCUAAAAGUACAUCCGUUCCACACCAAUUUUGGUGGCUAGCCAUAAGCCGCGCGUGGCGCUGUAGCGACCUAGCGGCCAUAUCUGUCCUGAUCGUAACAGACGCGUUUUGUUAGAGAGUGAGUCUUCUGUACUUAGUACUAUUAUUUAUUCUGUGCCGUAACCGCAAACGGCGGACCAUUCAAAUAUAUGUAUAGAAGAUUAAAAUUCCUUAGACUCUAAUACUGGUCUCGAUCUAUUUGUAUGCAAGUUAGCUUUUUCUGUAGCGGACUGUACUGUGAACUCCCAAGUCGACACGCGCCGCAGGCCUAUUGGUUACAGUAGGUUAUAGUUGCCUAAGACUAUUCCCUUUACCACGCUACGCAAUUAAACACAUUAUAAAUUAAUAAAAUAAAAAUAUACAUUCAAUUAUUGAUAUGGCAAAAAUAAUCACAUUUAAUAUAAUGUGAUGUAGGCAAAAUAUAAAGAAAAUUUGACCUAUUUUGCCGUUUUCGUGUACAUAUAGCCCUAUCUAUAUCCGUUCCUAUGUAUAAUUAAUUGCGUUGCGUUCUUAGGAAAUAGACUCUCCUAUUAUAUUUCUUAUUAGUGAGGCAAAUUCACGUUAACUGUAAUGUGUGAAUUAACGUCAACAACCAUAUAAAACUACUUCUAUUUUUUGUAUAUCACGGUCACGUCAAUUUGCCACAGAUAAGAAAUACGAAUUAACCUUUUGAACGCUUCACCUCAUAAUCAGAAACGUCACUCACACGCCAAGGUCAUGGGCGCAAGCGAGCUAAUGUAAAUUGUAAACCUUACUUGAAAGUGUGAAGGUUACUUUGACAGCGUAUACCAUAACACUUGGUUGUCCCCAUGGACAGGACUACGACGCCUUUAGGUGUCCUUGGCGUUCAAAAGGUUAAAAAUAAAUCUAUCGUAACCUGACAGCGAUCCAGAUGUAACUAUAGAUAUUGAAUGUACAUAGCUAUCUUGACUAAUCCCUUCUCUACACUAAUCUGGGUCGCGGUCGGCCAAUGAUCGAUUUAGCCAAAGAAUUAUUAAUAGUAAAAGACGAAGUUUAAGAAAAUAUCGUGGUCUCUAGUUUGACAGCUAAAUAGAUGGCGCUGUAUUGUGCCCAUGAAUCUAGUAUUAAACUGGAUUGGACAUGAGUGGUGGGGAUAACUGACAGAACGGGAUAGUCUUACGUAUCUUUCAGCAGGAGUAGCAGAGAAAGCGCUAUGUUUGUCCUUAUCACAGUCUCACAUAUUUUUUGUUCCCCACCUUUUUUUUUGUAUGGGUAAUGGUGGGCAACAAAUAAAUUCGAAAUCGCAGUGUCGCAUUUGCGUAUGUUUUGUCCCUCACGGAGGCACGCGUAUACCACUUCUAUACGAUCCUACCUUCUAUGAUUGUGCCGUAUUAUUUGUGGUUGCUGGAUUGUCAAAUAUUUUUGACAGCUGUCAAAUUUGAAGCACGAAUUUUUCUUGGACGAGAAAUCUUAUACAAUCAAUGAUUCUAUUAAUUUAGCCUAGGUUAUUGAGGUCCGUUAGUAAAAUGACUAAUAUGAGAAUCCCAUAUAAUUGACGGAUAUUUAAUUUUACUGACCAGUCUACACUUUACAUCAAUAAAAGUGGGUAUAUUUUAUACACUAAUGUACAAAAUAUAUCGUUUUAUUGUGACUAACUCUUUCGCUCCUUUACUGAACUAAUUUCAUAAUUAAACAGUGCUCAGUCUAAAACGUGAACCUAAAGACUGUUUGAGAAAUUAACAAACAAUGUUAAAUAAGUUACAAAAAUAUGACAUAUACAGUGGCACUUACGUCGCGUAGCACAGCUUCCGAGCGUCGUUAAUAAUAGCGUAAGCGCCAACCGCCAUAGGGUACAUUUACCCGUGGAACGUCACAAAUAUGUAUUUCAGAUUGGGCGAAUUUUUAUUACUGGGCAUUUGAGUUUCAUUUUAGAAUUUAAAUAAAUUAGUUCUUUAAAGGAAAGGAGGAAAAAUAUGUAAAGGUGUAUAAAAACCACACAAUCAAUCACUGGAUAAAUAAAAUUCGGUUACUAUCCAGCUUAAAAUACUUGACCGUGAUCUUAUUGAUUGGUUUGACAAUAUUGUGAUCCAUAAUGUCAAUCGUGUAAUCAUAAAUACGCGUAACACCGCCACGUUUAUUAUUAUUACUAACAUGUUAUUUCUCGGGCGGGAAACGACCAGCUAUAUUAAAUGUUCUUGUCAUAGGGUUAUUGUUACACUGUGUGCCCAUUUGAGCGGGACGUCAGGUGGGGACGCAGCUUAAAAGGGCCCACAGAUUAUCAGUCCGCCGGACGAUAUCAGCCUGUCGGUUGUUGCAAGCUGUCAAAUUUUGCGUGUAACUGACAGGCCGAUAUCGUCCGGCGGACUGGUAAUCAGUGGGCCUCUUUAGUCGUACGUGCUUGUACUAAUGGAGUCAAACGAAUUGUGAUAUAUGCUGACCUAAAUUAAGAAUAAAAUGUUGAAACUUCUGCCACGUGUGAGUUUGUUUUUGUAAUUAAAUAAUUGAGAAAAAAAUGUGAAAAAAAAAUUACUCUAAAAAUGUAACUUUUAGUUUUGACCGUCACGGAAUUUAUGUGAAAUAUGAAUGGAUAGAACUUUUUUUUAAUGUUUGUGCCAGAAUGAUAUUAAAAAUUGUGAAUGACAUAUAAAUGACAUUUGUUUCUAUGCUAGCUAAAGCUACCUAAAGGUGAUGGAAUCUUAAUUUUUGGUUUAUUUUGAAUCCUGAUAUGUUUUUAAAUCAGGUAUUUUCAUAAUUUUACUAAAGGUUUAAAUGAUAUUGCUAACUUUAACGGGUACUUUCUGUUGGUCUCAUAGAAUUUAACAAAAUGUACUUUUCAAGGUGCGAAAAGAAAUUUAAUACAACACUGGAAAACCAGAUAUUAAAACACAGAUUUUAUAAGUCUAAUAAUAAGGUUUUAAUUUCAAUUCUUGCAAAUAAAGAUGUCCGUGUGACGGUCAAAAUACUAACGGUACUAUAUUUCGUGCUAGAUCUCUCGGUUUCUGUAAUUCAUGUAACAUAUGUUGUGUAACACUAGAUUAUUAUGCUUAUACAUGUUCAUUUGUCAAAUGUACUGCUAUAUUCACGUGGGUCGUGGUUUAUAUAAAAUCAACCGUAUCAUUUAACAUAUACGGUUCAUUUUUGGUAUACUUAAGGCUCGAGUUUUGAGCCCGAUGCGUUCAUCCCAAUUUUGACGUUGAACCAAAAGAAUAGGAAUAUAUUUUUUGUAAUAAUAAUAUUAAUACUUUAUUUAAUGGCCUUUUAUUACUAUAAUAAUAGUCAGGUUUGGUGUUAGAAUUGGAAUGAUCGCGAAUAGGUGCAUAUCGAUAUUGUUGGUGUCAAUAAUAUUGAUAUCAUUAUUGAAUGUGUUUAGGGCCCGUUUGGGUGUGCCAGAUAAUUUGAUUUUUUUUCUAGAUUAUUAUUAAGUUUAUAGAUAAUUUUUAUUUGGGUAAAUAAUUUUGGCUGAUUUCGAAAAUAAAUAUUUAUAAUGCGAAAGCGAAA